Molecule: messenger RNA, 2128 nt
Organism: Solanum lycopersicum (tomato)
Lineage: Eukaryota; Viridiplantae; Streptophyta; Magnoliopsida; Solanales; Solanaceae
Product: NADPH HC-toxin reductase 1
Molecular function (GO): oxidoreductase activity, acting on the CH-OH group of donors, NAD or NADP as acceptor
Source: RefSeq, a predicted model, not a curated record
UGCAUGAUACUUGCAUAUCUAUGAACAGCUCAGUGGAGGGGAGAUAUCUUACACUUGUGGUCAUAGCUUCUCAAAUCAAUGUCAUCUUUAUUUAUAAAAAUAUUAUGUGACGACUAAUCAUCAAUUUUGGGAGAGGCAAAUCUAGAAUUUAAAGAUUUCAGGUGCAUCAGUAUAACCUAGCUAAACUUUAAUUCAAACCAUGGUCUCAAGAUGGUUCGCAUAACUUGUAAUUAUGCUUCUCUUGGGUGUACAAUCGAAUGUAGCCUAAUUUUUAUCAAUUUUCUUCUCUCUCUAUGUAUAUACAUGAUUAUUUUUUUUAAAUUAAUAGGUGCAUGUGCGCCUCCACUUAUAAGUGUGGAUCCACCUCUAUAUAUGGGACAGUGUGCAAUACAUAUUCUGUGUUUUCGAUUAUAGUAAAUAUAAAAAUCACAAGGAGCCAAUUAGAAAAUGUAAAAGAGAAACAACAAAUGGUUACCAUACUUGUGGGCAAUAUAUUAUAGAUUAUAAUAUAGACAAAAGAAACCCACUAGCUGUACCACUCCAACAAAGACUUCAUCUUGAUUGAAUUUGACACUUGUAGUAUAAAAUAUUACUCCUUUCGUUUCAUUUUAUAUGUCAUUUUUUUGCUUUGUAUACACUUUAUUUUCUCAAGAUCUUACUUACGAAAUCACAGUGAGUAUAUUAUUGUUAUUGUUAUUAACAUGAUUAAUAGCCACACAUAAAUAUUCACCAACUUAUUUUAAAUCACAACAUUUCCUUUUUUUUUUAAAAAAAAGUCAUGUCACAUCAAACACUGCUAUAUAAAUUGACACAAAGAGUAAGAUGAAAGAAAGUGUCAUGCAAAAUAUAUCAAUUAAAAGUGUGGCUUUAAAAGUAAAAAGUCUUUGAAGAAAUAAUACAAAUAGAGAAAAAUAAGGAUUUAUCCAUGGAGGAUAAACAUAGAAGUUCAAUGGUGGUUUGUGUUACUGGUGGUUCAGGAUACAUAGCUUCAUUUUUGGUGAAAAAACUUCUUCAAAAUGGCUACAAAGUUCAUGCCACCCUUAGGAACUUAGAGGAUAAAUCAAAGGUAGGCUUGUUGAAGAACUUGCCUAAUGCAGAAGAAAAUUUGAAGUUAUUUAAAGCUGAUAUGUAUAGACCAGAAGAAUUUGAGCAAGCAAUCCAAGGGUGUGAAUUUGUUUGCCAUGUGGCCACUCCUUUUUUACAUACUGACGGAUUUCAGUACAAGAAUCCAGUAGAAGCAGCAGUUGCAUCAGUGAAGAAUAUUGCAAUGUCUUGUAUAAAGUCUGGUACUGUAAAGAGGCUUAUAUAUACAGGCACUGUGCUUGCUGCUUCACCAAUGAAGGAUGAUGGCAAUGGCUUCAAGGAUUUAAUGGAUGAAACAUGUUGGACUCCUCUCAAUGUCCACUUCCCUUUUAGUGAUGAUUUUGUUAUGAGUUAUGUGGAAGCAAAGACAGCAUGUGACAGAGAAAUUUUGAACUUUGGCAAAGAUGGAUUUGAGGUUGUGAGCUUAGGUUUUGGUCUUGUUGGAGGAACAACAAUCAUGUCAAAUAUCUCAGGAAGCAUGGCUGGUAUGUUGUCAGUGGUAACUGGUGAUGAAAUUCAUUACAAUCAACUCAAGUUCAUUGAAGAGGUUGAUGGAAAAGUUCCAAUCAUACACAUUGAAGAUGUUUGUGAAGCUCACAUUUUCUCAAUGGAAAAUAGUGAUUCUAUGAAUGGUAGAUUCUUGUGUGCUAGUGCAUUUGUUUCUUCUGCACAAAUUGCAACUUAUUAUCAACAAAACUAUCCAGAGUUUCAUAUUAACCAAAAGUACUUGGAUGAUCCAAAGAGAGAAGUGAAAUGGGGAUCAAAUAAGCUUAUGGAGAAGGGUUUUGUGUACAAAUAUGACAUGAAGAAAAUAUUGGAUGAUAAUAUUAGAAGUGCAAGGGAACUUGGAGAUCUCAAACUACCAUCUGCUUAAUAUGGGAACUUUUAAUUACUAUCGACUGUUUGUACCAAAUUAUAUGAAAUUAUUGCAAGUGAAAAUAUGGUGAUAAUAUCUGCUAACACGCAUGUCGUGUAUUUAUUGUUUUGAUGUAGACACAGAGUGCGGAUAAAUUUUAUCGUCCAUGUAUUAUUAUUUCUAUCCUCA